AUGAUUUUCGGCAUAGGACAGACUCGAUACGAACAACUUCCUACGAGCGUAGUGUCUUCGGAGAAUCUUCGAGGCAAAGGUUCUCGGUUGCGCCUGCCACGGAUUGGCAUCGCCUUAUCUCUAUCAGCUGCAUUCAUUUGUCUGUUUAUUUUUGUCUCUUCUCAGAAGAGGUCGCUCGUUUAUAAUGCUCUGGAUCACUUUCAAUCCCUCAACAUCGCACCGACUGUGGACAAUGGCACGGCGACUCGACGGCGCGCGGUCGCCACUACCCUCUAUUCCAGCAAUUAUGCGAUCGCUGCGGCUGUACUUGCCCAUUCCUUGCGUCGCGCGAAUGUCUCGAGUCGGCUGCUCUUGAUUUACAUCGAAGGCCGGAUUUCCGAGGAGGCCCUCUGCAUUAGUCGGGCUGCCGGAUGGGAGCCCCUUCCCGUCCCCUUCAUUCCUCCUCCCCAUCACGGAAAUGGCAUCCUGGAGUGGUAUCAAGACCAAUAUACGAAACUCAAUAUAUGGGGCCUCGAUCAACACGGUGUUGAUCGCUUGGUUUAUCUCGACGCCGACACACUGGUCUUCAGAAACAUCGACGAACUAUUUGAUAUCCCUUUCAACUUCGCUGCCGUCCCCGAUGUCUUCGCCCCAGAUGAUCCUCGAGGGUUCUCCCUCUCGUUCAAUGCCGGAGUCCUAGCACUUCGGCCCUCUUCUAAAAUUCUAGCGGACAUGAUCAAGAAAACUGAAACGGCAACCUUUCCACUUGAACAAGCUGAACAGUCCUUCCUCAACGCGUACUUCGCCUCGAAACGUGCAUUGCUGCCGUACAUCUACAACGCCGGUAUUGUGAUCAAACGGCAAAGCUCUGAUUUAUGGGAAGAGCUUAAGCGUGAGAUGAAGAUCAUGCAUUUUACGAAUGUGAAGCCGUUCUUGGAGGAGAAUCAAGCUGCGGACAAGAUUCUGUCAGAGCUCGAGCUCGAAGAUGCGAUACGCCGGGCGUGCGAGAGGAAAGGCCUGUACAGCGAGGAGAUCGAAGCGUGGCGAGAUGCCUAUAGAAGAAUGAUGCGGAACAAGGGCGACAGUAUCUCUCGAUGCCGCGCGAUCUAG
Messenger RNA from Pleurotus ostreatus (oyster mushroom), 1089 nucleotides. RefSeq lists its product as uncharacterized. The transcript is spliced from 2 exons. The coding region runs from base 1 to 1089 and encodes 362 amino acids. The record is from RefSeq and is a predicted model, not a curated record. NCBI's taxonomy places the organism in Eukaryota, Fungi, Basidiomycota, Agaricomycetes, Agaricales, Pleurotaceae. Gene Ontology annotation, molecular function: glycosyltransferase activity.